Molecule: messenger RNA, 939 nt
Organism: Perognathus longimembris pacificus (Pacific pocket mouse)
Lineage: Eukaryota; Metazoa; Chordata; Mammalia; Rodentia; Heteromyidae
Product: serine protease 46-like
Biological process (GO): proteolysis
Molecular function (GO): serine-type endopeptidase activity
Source: RefSeq, a predicted model, not a curated record
AUGGAGUGUGAGCCAGAGACUCACCAGAACUUUCUCUCAUCUCCACUCUCUUCUGCCAGGCUUAUGAAUGAGCCCUAUAUGGAAGGACCCUGGUUCCAGACCUGCGGUCAGUCCAACGUCUCCUGCAAGGUGGUGAAGGGGAAGGUGGUGGAGGUGGGCCGGUGGCCCUGGCAGGUGAGCAUCUUGUUCCUGGGAGCUUAUGUCUGCAGUGGUUCUCUCAUCCAUUUCCAGUGGAUCAUCACGGCUGCACACUGCUUACAGAGGUCAGUGACCCCCAACCAGUACAGCGUGAAUCUGGGAAGCCAUGAACCCCCGGACAACAGCACCCGGCAUCUGCUCACUCGAAUCGUGAUUCACGAGGGUUUCAACAAUCACAUAUCUGAGGACGUCGCCCUCCUGAAGCUCAGGGAGCCCGUCGCCUGGUCACCUCUCCUCCAGCCCAUCUGCCUCCCUGCCCACAAUUUCAAGCUAAAGCGCACCUUGUGUUGGGCCAUUGGGUGGGGAAGGAAAGAGGGUAACGGUACCACAAAUGUCUCCUACCAGCUCCAGGAGCUGGCUAUGCGUGUGGUCAGCAAUGACAUCUGCAAUCACCGGUACAACUUCCUCCUGCUGAAGAAUCAGAAGAAGUUCAUCGGGAGCGACAUGCUGUGUCUCAUGCCAGAAUGGGGCCUGGACACCUGUCAGGACACCUCAGGCAGCUCCCUCCUCUGCGAGAUGAACAAGACCUGGAUCCAGACGGGCGUGGUGAGCUGGAGUUUCGGCUGCGGCAAGCGCCAGUUCCCCAGCAUCUACACCAGCACCUCCUCCUUCACCCCCUGGAUCAAGAAGCACAUCUCCGACAUGAGGUUCACCAGCCGGGCCAGCCCCUCCUCCCUGAGCCCAGCGAUCCUCCUGAGCUUCAUCCUCUCGGUCUCCUUGGGCUCCCUGUGGCUCCUCUGA